Molecule: messenger RNA, 568 nt
Organism: Lactuca virosa
Lineage: Eukaryota; Viridiplantae; Streptophyta; Magnoliopsida; Asterales; Asteraceae
Source: the annotation of a GenBank genome assembly
AUGGUGGCUCGUGAAGAAAUAUAUGUAGGAAGGGGUAGUAUCACCCUUCGUGGAACCUGUUAUCAACCUAAAUGCUUUGCAGAAUCAAAAGAAGAAAUUUGCAAUAAAAAGCAUCAUUAUCUUCCGACUAUGCUGGAUCUAAUGUCAGCAGGGACAAACUUUUUCUCCAUCUUUACCAGUAGCAUGACCAAUGGACACAGCAUCAUCUAGUAAAAGUUUUUUCAGUUUACUGUGUAUAGGGAUGUCAAAAACCCCCGUGGAACCCCGAUACCGUACGGGACUAAAUUUUCAAAAAAACCGGGAGCGGGAGCGGGGGCAGAAUUAAACCCCGUUUAUUUUCGGGACCGGGGUCGGGAGUCGGCAUUUCCGUCCCGUACUCCCGCGUGGGCCCCGGUUGUACAUUUAUGUAAAAAAUAUAUAUUUAAUAUAAAACUAGACGAGGAGCCCCGCGUUGCGGGGAUGGAGCUAAACAGAAACGAUCGAGAGCAUAUGAUUUGAGUCGGAAAGUGAGUCCAUUCAACUUCAUUGUCUUCUUCGCAUACCAGAAAAACAAUAUUGGACACUUGAC